This is a messenger RNA of Capra hircus (goat), 533 nucleotides long. It is a transcript of the gene NDUFC1, whose product is annotated as NADH:ubiquinone oxidoreductase subunit C1. The transcript has 4 exons. The coding region runs from base 68 to 298 and encodes 76 amino acids. Lineage: Eukaryota; Metazoa; Chordata; Mammalia; Artiodactyla; Bovidae. The record is from RefSeq and is a predicted model, not a curated record. Gene Ontology annotation, cellular component: mitochondrion.
GCUCGGCCCGACGUCGGCCCCGGGAGCUGCGCGGCUGGAGGAGGCGGAGCCCAGGAAGCCAGGCAAGAUGGCGCCGUCCGCUUUUUUGCGCCCAUUCUGGAAGCUGCUGGCCCCGGCUAGGUUCCCGAGUGUCUCUUCAUCGCGGUCAAAGUUCUACAUUCAGGAACCGCCACAUGGCAGUCCUAACUGGCUGAAAGUUGGAUUGACCUUGGGCACCUCCGCUUUUUUGUGGAUCUAUCUCAUCAAACAACAUAAUGAAGAUGUUUUAGAGUAUAAAAGAAGAAAUGGGUUGGAAUAAACUUUGGAAAUACUAAAACAGUGUGUUCCAUAUAGUGAUUAUAGCAGUUCCUCUGGAUUCACGAAUCUGUUGAGUUGUAAACGUGAGAGAAAGAAUUACGUGUGACUAUAUGUCAAGUCAGCAUUUGUGUUUUACAUAAUUAAAUUAAAAAUACUUCUGUGUUCUUCAGAUUAUGUAUAUUGUGACAAUGUAUAGAAUGUCAAAGGUAAAUUAUUAAAAGUAUUUUAAUGUGGAA